Molecule: messenger RNA, 642 nt
Organism: Trichoderma asperellum CBS 433.97
Lineage: Eukaryota; Fungi; Ascomycota; Sordariomycetes; Hypocreales; Hypocreaceae
Source: RefSeq, a predicted model, not a curated record
AUGGCCCUGCCCUUGCUUGCUGCAGAACGUCAAGCGUCGCCGGUCUGUGUGUGGGCGGGGCCCAGGUCCGGAGCUACUGCGCGACGGCCAGGAAUGGCUUCGACCGGGCACAAAGUUAAGGUAAAAAGGAGUUGGACGCAGCCAAGCCAAAAGCCUCUGAUCUUGGUUGGACAGGACCCGAUCAUCAGACGCUGCGCCGGGGAUUCACCCCAGGCAGCGCCACAACCACGUGACGGCGUCUCGAGCGCUGACCCUGAUGGCCCAUACAUGUACAGCAAGCUGUACCACGGUGAUAACGAGUCCCAGCUCAAGGCAAGGUGCUCGUACUGCUCGUACAGAGUAUCCUUUACCUCUCGCACACCGAUAUCCCAACAGCAUGAAUGUACAUGCACCGAUACGAGUACGGACAUGGUAUGGGAGCCGGCCAAAAGAGCAUCCCAACACCCCGUCUGUCAUAUCGCCGGUCUGGCUGGGGUCUUCGGUCAAAAACUCUGGGCGUCUUAUGCCUCCACGGUAGCAUUAAGAGUAGUACCAAUUAGUGUAGUACUGGAGCACGGUAAUACCUACUCCCAGCUCGAAUCAGCUCUACGUGCUGUUAACCUGAAGCCAUAUGCCAACCGUCUCAUCCCCCACGUAUCCUGA